CCCCCCCGAAUCGAAAGCGAAAGGGGCCGGGGAGGAAGGGCGGAGCUGGCCGCCAGGCGCCGCCCCCUGCCCUGCGCGGCUGCUGGACCGACGGGCGCGCCCAGGUAGGGGGCGGCUGAGCCGCGCAGUGCGGACCCCCGCGGGGACCUGCGUCGCCACCGCCGUCACCAUGUCUCAGGAAGGUGUGGAGCUGGAGAAGAGCAUCCGGCGCCUCCGGGAGAAGUUUCAUGGGAAGGUGUCCUCCAAGAAGGCGGGGGCUCUGAUGAGGAAAUUCGACAGCGACCACACCGGAGUGGGUCGCUCCAUCGUGUACGGAGUAAAGCAGAGAGAUGGACAGGAACUGAGUAACGACCUGGAUGCCCAGGACCCUCCAGAGGACAUGAAGCAGGACCAGGACAUCCAGGCAGUGGCGACCUCCCUCCUGCCACUGACGGAAGCCAACCUACGCAUGUUCCAGCGUGCCCAGGACGACCUUAUCCCUGCCGUUGACCGGCAGUUCGCCUGCUCCUCUUGUGACCAUGUCUGGUGGCGCCGUGUGCCCCAGCGGAAGGAGGUGUCCCGGUGCCGGAAAUGCCGGAAGCGCUACGAGCCAGUGCCAGCCGACAAGAUGUGGGGUCUGGCUGAGUUCCACUGCCCGAAGUGUCGGCACAACUUCCGGGGCUGGGCACAGAUGGGGUCCCCGUCCCCCUGCUACGGGUGCGGCUUCCCCGUGUAUCCAACACGGAUCCUCCCCCCGCGCUGGGACCGGGACAUGGAUCGCCGCAGCACCCACACCCACUCCUGCUCAGCAGCAGACUGCUACAACCGCAGAGAGCCCCAUGUACCUGGGACAUCCUGCGCACACCCCAAGAGCCGGAAGCAGAACCACCUGCCCAAAGUCCUCCAUCCCAGCAACCCCCACAUCAGCAGUGGCUCCACGGUGGCCACCUGCCUGAGCCAGGGCGGCCUCCUGGAAGAACUGGACAACCUCAUCCUGGAAGACCUGAAGGAGGAGGAGGAGGAGGAGGAGGAGGAGGAGGAAGAGGAGGGCGGGCACAGGGAGUGA
Molecule: messenger RNA, 1045 nt
Organism: Cynocephalus volans (Philippine flying lemur)
Lineage: Eukaryota; Metazoa; Chordata; Mammalia; Dermoptera; Cynocephalidae
Gene: SHFL
Product: shiftless antiviral inhibitor of ribosomal frameshifting
Exons: 8
Coding region: 170-1045 (291 amino acids)
Biological process (GO): innate immune response; viral translational frameshifting
Molecular function (GO): ribosome binding; sequence-specific mRNA binding
Source: RefSeq, a predicted model, not a curated record